UCACUAUUACAUUUUCUCACUGUAAAAAAACCAAAACAACAGUAUGAAUAUUUGAUUCACUACUGUAAUGACAUUAAUAAUUUACCUAUGCACAUCACUUGUCUUGUUGCUGGAGGAAUAAUAUACAGAUAUCUGAAGCCAAGUAAAGGAGAUGCAGAGGGGAGGGGGAAAACAAGAGGCUGAGAAUGAACGAGCAGGGAGUGGUUUUAAUGCAAUGUUCCCUGCAAUGUAAGAGCCGUCCUGUUAUGAGAUGCUGUAGUCAAGAGUAACAGCAUCAGAUUUUCUGAGAAUUCUUCCUUAACGAGGACCACUGGUACCUGAGGGGUUGCUGGGUGAUUUUUUUUUUUGUCUUUUAUGAAUGUUUUUGUUAAAAUAGGAAUGGAGGUGGAAAGCUUAUGGACCUAAAUUGAAAUUAAAGCCUUUUUUUUUCUCUUCUCUUUGUUGUAUCUAAAACAACAAAUCACUUCCAAACUUGGAUAACCAUGCUGAGAUAUCGGAAGUUCACAGUGUCUGCAAUCGCCUUUUUUAUGCUACUGGCUUUAAAGGUUUUCUUGGACUUGACUUAUGUGGAACCCUCCUUGUCUACUCCUACUGAGCCUCCCUCAGAAUCUCUAUUUGAUCCUCUGCUUCUUCUUGAACCCCUACAUGGACAAGAAGAGCUGUCCAUGCUGGCUCUACAUAAUCUGGCACAAGGGUUAAGGAGAAUGGUGAUAAAAUCUAAGGCUCUAUGGAAUCGGGAAGAGUUGGAGCUGCUGAACACCAAGGAGUUGAGGGCUUGGGGUUGUAAAAUAAAGAGGCCAUCGCUGGAAAAGCCUUUUUAUGAGCCCCUGGAAAAGUUCCUACUCUAUGGAGGGUGUAGGGACCAAAAAUUAAUCAUAGAUCAACCAGACAAAUGUGUGGCCAACAAAACUUUUCUUCUGCUUGCCAUUAAGUCUUCACCAGCAAACUUUGCUCAGAGGCAGGCUGUGAGGAGCACAUGGGGUAUGGAACGUAGCUACAACGGGCAGUUUGUGAGACUGGUCUUCCUUUUGGGUACAACACCAGGACCUGACCUCUCUAAUCUCCUCUUCCAUGAAGACAAACUUUUCCAUGACCUUCUUCAAUGGGACUUCCAAGACACAUUCUUCAAUCUAACGCUAAAGGACCAACUCUUCCUUGGUUGGGCCAGCCUUCAAUGCCCAGACGCCAGAUAUAUCCUAAAAGGUGAUGAUGAUGUGUUUGCCCGUACAUCUGACAUUGUCCACCACUUGAAUUCGCUAACUGAGUCCCAGUCACGAGCUUUAUAUAUGGGUCAUGUGGUAAAAAUAGCUAGACCUUAUAGAGAUUCUAAAAGCAAGUACUACAUUCCUCCUACAUACUUUGAUGGGUGGUAUCCACCCUAUGCUGGAGGAGGUGGCUAUGUGUUUUCUGGAGCUCUAACACAUUGGCUGUACCUGGUAUCUCAUUUUGUAACUCCGUUCCCCAUUGAUGAUGUCUACACUGGGAUGUGUUUCAAGGCUUUGGGUGUAAACCCCAUUGCACAUCCGAGAUUUCGGACGUUUGAGACUCCCUGCACAGAUAAGAACCAUGGUUGCAUAGACGAGAACCUCCUCUUAGUGCAUAAGAGGAAUCCACAGGAGUUGAUAAAAAUGUGGAAACAUUUACAAUAUGCAGAGUAAUAUUGACUGGAUGGGGGGGGGGGCAGC
Molecule: messenger RNA, 1685 nt
Organism: Bombina bombina (fire-bellied toad)
Lineage: Eukaryota; Metazoa; Chordata; Amphibia; Anura; Bombinatoridae
Gene: B3GNT8
Product: UDP-GlcNAc:betaGal beta-1,3-N-acetylglucosaminyltransferase 8
Exons: 1
Coding region: 483-1658 (391 amino acids)
Cellular component (GO): membrane
Molecular function (GO): protein N-acetylglucosaminyltransferase activity
Source: RefSeq, a predicted model, not a curated record